CUCUCAACCCUUUCAUUCUUCGCUCGACACCGACGCUGACACGGCUACGACUAGGACCAGGACCACGACGGAAGGACUCGAACCGCUUUCGCAAACCCACACAGGAACACACAUUCUCUUUUUUUUUUAAACUUAACUAACCAACAACAACAAUGGCUGCGGCACGUAUCCCAGUAAAGUCUCGUCCGACAAGGGCCAAAGCUGACCCGGAACCCCGGGUCCCCGUCAUCAAGGACGGAUCUCUCGAAGCCGUAGCCGAGUAUAUCAACGAGGGCAAAGCCAAGAACAUCAUCGUAAUGAGUGGCGCCGGUAUCUCAACAGCGGCGGGUAUCAAGGACUUUCGAUCCCCUGGCACAGGACUCUACGAUGACCUCGAAAGGUUUAACCUGCCCUAUCCAGAAGCCGUCUUUGAUAUCUCAUUCUUCAAGGACAACCCAAGUCCCUUUUUCAGAUUAGCCAAGGAACUACUUCCUGGACGAUAUCGCCCAACCCUGACGCACUAUCUGCUACCACUGCUCGCCAAGAAGGGUCUGUUACUCAGAUCAUACACACAAAAUAUCGACAUGUUGGAACGGUUGACAGGAUUAGACGAGGAGCUCUUAGUGGAGGCCCACGGAUCCUUUGCAACUUCAAAGUGUAUUCUGUGUGAUGUCCACUCCGACUCUGCUUGGGUUCGAAAGCAUAUCUUAAAGAGCGAGAUCCCGUACUGCAAGGGCUGCGGUGGACUGGUCAAGCCGACAAUCACCUUCUUUGGCGAGAUGCUUCCCACCCGAUUCGGAAACCUCGCUGCCAUGGACUUCAAAAAAUGCGACCUAUUGAUUGUCUUGGGAACCUCUUUGCAAGUCGAACCCUUCAACCGUUUGAUCACCAAGGUCUCGCCCAAAUGCCCACGUCUGCUCAUCAACCGCGAACGCGCCGGCGAGGAUAUGCAUUCUGGAUUCGAUUUCGAUGACAAGUGGAAGUACACCUAUCAGCGCGACGCAUUGUUUCUUGGAGCUUGUGAUGAAGGCGUGCGUAAACUCGCCAAGCUCUGUGGAUGGGAGGUAAUAUACAGAUAUGAAUGGAAGUUGGAAAAGAGACUGCGAAUGCUUUGAUAUUGUGCUCUAACGUUUGUCUUGCG
Molecule: messenger RNA, 1120 nt
Organism: Gamsiella multidivaricata
Lineage: Eukaryota; Fungi; Mortierellomycota; Mortierellomycetes; Mortierellales; Mortierellaceae
Product: DHS-like NAD/FAD-binding domain-containing protein
Exons: 6
Coding region: 153-1094 (313 amino acids)
Molecular function (GO): NAD+ binding; histone deacetylase activity, NAD-dependent
Source: RefSeq, a predicted model, not a curated record